GUACAUAUAGCCAUUCAACGUUCCAACGGCCGAGGGACCGGUUUGUUUGUGUUUUGGUUUGGUUUUGGUGCCGCCGUGAAAAAUCAAUCGAGAGUCCGAGCAGCAGCUUCAUCUGGGAAAAAAUGGCAUCGCCGCGCAAAGGAAACUCCGUGUACCAGGGUGUCUAUGGAGCACUACGAACGCUGCUCCAUCUGACAGCGGCCGUACAGUUCUCCUAUGGUAUAUACUACGAUUAUACCUAUGUCGAGUUUCCCACCACCGAGCCAGAGAUGCGGCUGCACCACCCAUGGGGGGGCAAAUUCAAAUAUCUAACGUUCCUGGAUGCGAUAAUACAGGCCCUGUACUAUAUCGUUUCCCUGGUCAACGAUUUUGUGGGUACCAAUGAGCUGGCUCCCAAGAAGGCACCGGCUGUGCGUCGUUUCAAGGACUGGUUAAUGGCCACUCUGGCCUUUCCGGUGGCCAUUAAUGUCGGUGUCACCUUCUGGACUCUGUACGCCAUCGACCGUGAGCUCGUCUUCCCCAAGGUGCUGGAUCCGGUCUUCCCUAGCUGGCUAAACCAUGUCCUGCACACCAACAUUGUGGUCUUCAUCGUCCUGGAAUUGUUCACCUCGUACCGUGCGUAUCCCAAGCGUAGCCAGGGCUUGGCCGGACUGGCCACCUUUAUGGGCGCCUACCUGGUGUGGAUCCAUGUGGUGAAGCACUAUUCCGGUGUGUGGGUAUACCCAGUGCUGGAGGUCCUGCAGUUGCCCCAACGCAUCCUAUUCUUUGUCGCCGUCAUCGGAUUUACACUGUCGCUGUAUCUGCUGGGCGAGUUCCUCAACAACACCGUCUGGGCCAAGGAGGUUAAACUGGCCAAGCGCAAAACCAACUAAGAUUAGGCUGUGACCCGUUUCUGUUCCGUGUAGUCGCGUUUAAUUAGUCACAAUAUACAAGAAGAAAAUGAAGGAAAGAAAGGACCUGCUGCGGUUUUUAAAUUCACAUAAGUUAGAUGGGACUAUAUUUGUGUUUUUACUAAUUUUGGGUAUUUAAAAAUAUUUCCAAAAAUAAAAUCUAGAGAGAGAUGAUGAGGAAGCUAAUAACUGCAGCAUACCUUUUGAUUAAUUCGCCAAUAUAUAUUUUAAAUACCUUAAUGAAUUGUGAAAGUCUUUAAACGUAAUAGAGAAUACAGUUUGCUAAUGAUAUUCAUUCUAUUCUUAAUACAAAUUGCAUUGUACUUGAGAUUAUAGCCGUAGUUUACAUUCGGUUUAUUAGAAAAGUUGAGAGAUCGCCUUCUCGAUUGCAAACAACCUCAUAUCACAAGGCACAUACCACACAAUCUUUGAAUACCUGCGUUACAAUCUGUAAUUCAAUUCUAGUAUCGUAAUAAAAACAAACUUCGGUUUAAACAA
Messenger RNA from Drosophila bipectinata, 1388 nucleotides. Its product is annotated as androgen-induced gene 1 protein. NCBI's taxonomy places the organism in Eukaryota, Metazoa, Arthropoda, Insecta, Diptera, Drosophilidae. Gene Ontology annotation, cellular component: endomembrane system; membrane. The record is from RefSeq and is a predicted model, not a curated record.